AAUGAGUGAAGGCACCGUGAAGCCAGGGGGCGGGGAGAAAGGGGACAUCAUGGCCGCCCCCAGUAGGCUGCUUCCGGCGACGUGUGGGAGUUACACUAACCCGCAGCUCCGCCACAGCGGACCCGCCUUCUGCCCUCAGCAGCUGAGCCUUGGUCGGGCCGGGACAGUUCUGCGAGGCGGCGGCUGGGGAGGGACCCAUGGGGACGGUACACGCCCGGAGUUUGGAGCCUCUUCCAUCAAGUGGACCUGAUUUUGGAGCAUUAGGAGAAGAAGCUGAAUUUGUUGAAGUUGAACCUGAAGCGAAACAGGAAAUUCUUGAAAAUAAAGAUGUGGUUGUUCAACAUGUUCAUUUUGAUGGGCUCGGAAGGACUAAAGAUGAUAUCAUCAUUUGUGAAAUUGGAGAUGUUUUUAAGGCUAAAAACCUCAUUGAGGUAAUGCGGAAAUCUCAUGAAGCCCGUGAAAAAUUGCUUCGUCUGGGCAUCUUUAGACAAGUGGAUGUUUUGAUUGAUACGUGCCAAGGUGAUGAUGCACUUCCAAAUGGGUUAGAUGUUACCUUCGAAGUAACUGAAUUAAGGAGAUUAACAGGCAGUUAUAACACCAUGGUUGGGAACAAUGAAGGCAGCAUGGUACUUGGCCUCAAACUCCCCAAUCUCCUAGGUCGUGCAGAAAAGGUGACUUUUCAGUUUUCCUAUGGAACCAAAGAAACUUCAUAUGGCCUGUCCUUCUUCAAACCACAGCCUGGAAACUUCGAAAGAAAUUUCUCCGUAAACUUGUAUAAAGUUACUGGGCAGUUCCCUUGGAGCUCACUGCGGGAGACGGACAGAGGGAUAUCAGCCGAGUACAGUUUUCCCAUAUGGAAGACCAGCCACACCGUCAAGUGGGAAGGCGUGUGGCGAGAGCUGGGCUGCCUCUCCAGGACAGCGUCAUUUGCUGUUCGCAAAGAAAGCGGGCAUUCGCUCAAAUCAUCUCUUUCGCAUGCCAUGGUCAUCGAUUCUCGGAAUUCUUCCAUCUUGCCAAGAAGAGGUGCUUUGCUGAAAGUUAACCAGGAGCUGGCGGGCUACACCGGAGGGGAUGUGAGCUUCCUCAAAGAAGAUUUUGAACUUCAGUUGAAUAAACAAUUCAUAUUCGAUUCAGUUUUCUCAGCGUCUCUCUGGGGUGGAAUGUUGGUGCCCAUUGGUGACAAGCCGUCCAGUAUUGCUGACAGGUUUUACCUUGGGGGACCGACAAGCGUCCGUGGAUUCAGCAUGCACAGCAUCGGGCCGCAGAGCGAAGGAGACUACCUCGGUGGAGAAGCAUACUGGGCCGGUGGCCUGCACCUGUAUACCCCGUUACCCUUCCGGCCAGGGCAGGGCGGCUUUGGAGAACUUUUCCGAACACACUUUUUUCUCAACGCAGGAAACCUCUGCAACCUCAACUAUGGGGAGGGCCCCAAAGCUCAUAUUCGCAAGCUGGCUGAAUGCAUCCGCUGGUCCUACGGUGCCGGCAUCGUCCUCAGGCUUGGCAACAUCGCUCGGCUGGAACUUAAUUACUGCGUCCCCAUGGGAGUGCAGAGGGGCGACAGGAUAUGUGAUGGCGUCCAGUUUGGAGCUGGGAUAAGGUUCCUGUAGCUGACACCCUCCAGGAGAAGCUCUGGGACGCGGGCAGCAGUGUGUCGCCCCUGCCACGGCUGAGAGAUUCUUUGACUGCGGUCCUGGCGGGAAACCACGUCAAUAAAGUGUAAAGACGCACACUCA
Molecule: messenger RNA, 1733 nt
Organism: Propithecus coquereli (Coquerel's sifaka)
Lineage: Eukaryota; Metazoa; Chordata; Mammalia; Primates; Indriidae
Gene: SAMM50
Product: SAMM50 sorting and assembly machinery component
Exons: 15
Coding region: 198-1607 (469 amino acids)
Biological process (GO): mitochondrial respiratory chain complex assembly; protein insertion into mitochondrial outer membrane
Cellular component (GO): outer membrane; SAM complex
Source: RefSeq, a predicted model, not a curated record